Pomacea canaliculata is the source of this 7529-nucleotide messenger RNA. Its product is annotated as tripartite motif-containing protein 2-like. Gene Ontology annotation, molecular function: zinc ion binding; ubiquitin protein ligase activity; protein binding. The record is from RefSeq and is a predicted model, not a curated record. NCBI's taxonomy places the organism in Eukaryota, Metazoa, Mollusca, Gastropoda, Architaenioglossa, Ampullariidae. Gene Ontology annotation, biological process: negative regulation of translation; proteasome-mediated ubiquitin-dependent protein catabolic process; protein polyubiquitination.
GUGGCUUCUUGCCGCGCGACAAGUGAUGUGCCCCGAGGGCUUGUUGCCAUGCGUCCAGCUUUCAGACGCGGCAGCAUGCGCUGCGUUGUCGUUUGUGCCGGCAUAACAGCAGCAGCAGCAGCAACAGUACGCUCAAACAGCUGCAGCGACUGACGCGUCACCUGCUGCAUGUAUGCGCCGAUUUCGGCCCAUGCUUCUGCCGGAGCCUUACGCUGCAACCCAGCUGCGUGUAGGGAGGUUAGUCACACAUCGAGCUCCUUGUGAUGGUCGCUGGCAUCGCUGUCGGAUGGUCGGACGAGAAUUACAUGCUGAUGACGAGCAGACUGCCGCGACAGCCGUGCAGCAAGGCACCAAUCGGCCGUGCUGCAAGCCGCAGGCCGCCGCAAAGUGACUGUAGGUCAAGUUAGCAGAAGAAGGAACAGACAUCCGUCGCUGAUCUCAUCGUUUCGAUCGACGGUCUUCUGGUACCGACGAAAGAGGACGCUUCGACGUACAGCAGUACCUCAGGGGCUGGUGGUGAGAGGUAGAGGGUGGGUGGGUUUUGGGAUGUGUGGGAGUUGACUUGGCCUGGAUCUCGAGGGCUGAUUGCAGGAAGGAUCCAGAAAGAAGAGGCGUUUGGAGUGACACGGACAAGCCCACGGACGGUAGCAAGUCGGCUGAUUGGUCAUCCUUGCCACGCGCCUAUGCACGCCCGUCCGCUUGUCGUUAAUUGAUGACAGAUGACAGAGCUGUGGUCGAUGCAGCGGCGUGUCGUGAAUUGUUCGCAGGAUCGUACCAUCAGCUUGAGCCUACGGUGACCGCAUCACCAACUACAUGCGCGUGCAAGAAGUAGUGCCUGCUUACACCACCUUGCAGUAACAACGGAGAGAGAGAGAUGGAAUGGAGCAGUUGAAGAGAACACGACCAGCAUCGACCUGACGGCGCUAGCGUGACGUCAUCAUAUGUAUCCUGCCGGACAACGCGCCUCCCAGAAUACAACGAGCCAUCGAGGUUCCUGACGGCCUAGGCGGCUGACGGUGACCAUGUGGAGGCGGAGGCAGAUGACACUUGUUGACGACAGCUUCGCAGCCUCGGAGACAUAUUACAUUAGCGUCCUCGAGACGUCGGCUGCAGCGCUGGCUGGUUCCGUACCUGACUGCAAGAGGUGGAGAGGACAGCGACAAGAAGAGUGCCAGCCAUGGCCAACCGCUCACCAGUGGUUCGGCAGAUAGACCGCGAACUGCUCAGCUGCGGCAUCUGCCUGGGCCGCUACCGACGCCCCAAAGUGCUCCCGUGUCUGCACACCUUUUGCCAGGCCUGUCUGGCUACCUAUGUGCCCACCCACAGUUUGGCUCUCACGUGCCCCGUGUGCAGGCAGACCUCCAUCCUACCCCUAGAAGGCGUGGCCGGACUUCAGACCAACUUCUUCAUCACCAACCUGAUCGACGUCGUCGCUUCCCAACAGCCCACCGUGUGCACAAGCAGCGCGUGCGAGCAAGAGGAGGCCCGGGCCGUCACCAAGUGCUUGGACUGCAACCUGUACUUGUGUGACGUCUGCACUGACACCCACUGUGAGGAAGAAGAAGCGGUGCCCCACACGGUGGUGGGCAUCGAUGAGGUAUCGGGCACGACGGACAGUGAUGAGACUCCCCACCUUGUGUGCCCAAAUCACUAUGGCAACGCCUUACAGUAUUACUGUGUCGAGUGCGAAACGGCAGUGUGUGCCGACUGCACGGACAUUGAACAUAUCGGCCACACCACCAUCUCUUUGCGAGAUGCAAGAGAGCAGAAGUCGGAACUGCUGAAGCUGGUAGCUCAAGUCAGAGAGCAAGAACCUCUAGUGGAGGACUCCAUAGCCCUUGUCGCAGACGUUUCCACGGCCUUGCAGAAAAAGUCAGUGGAAGUUGAGCAACACAUAUGUAAUGCGUUCAAUGAGCUGUGCAAACUCUUAGAUGAAAGGAAAGCCGCCUUGCUGGUGGAACUGGCUGAGGUAUGUUCUUCUAAGCAGGAAGUGCUUAGUGAACAAAAGGAAGCCCUUGAGUCAUUCCUCAACAGAAUUCGCAAAUCAUGCGACUUCACAGCAGAGUCCCUGAGUCACGGAAAUGAAACAGAAAUCCUUCUAGUCAAGAAAGAAAUGUCUAAAAAGUUGGAAGAACUAGCCACACACAAACUCCAGUUUUUACCAGAGCAGAAUGAGUUCUUGUUGUUCGAUGAUAGUUUGCUGCAGAGUCUAAAGAAGUCUAUAAGCACGAUAGGGUCUCUCCACACUACCAGCGCCGUCGCCUAUGAAACCACUGCUUCUGGAGAAGGUCUAAGGCAAACAUAUGUUGGCCGCCCAAGUAUGAUUACCGUCACCACUAAAGAUAGAAAUGGUGAGUUGGUGAAGCUUGGGUUCGCUCCCCUGACUGCUGUCAUCACUGGUGAUCAUUUGGAAGAGUCUGUUAUCCCAACAGUAACAGAUAACCGCAAUGGGACCUAUGACAUCACCUACACCUUGAAGCAAGAAGGAAAGCAUCGACUGGAGUUAAAACUCUUUGACCAACAUAUAAAGGGUUCCCCAUUCAAGGUGAAGUGUCUUACUGCAGGAGAAGACUCAGACACGCUAAGUGGUUCUUCCAAAAUUCCCCGUACUACCGCCGUCAAACAGAAGGGGACGAAGCGUCCAUCCAGUUCUAGGUCUCAUGGCUCAACUAAUCGUCGCUCCAAUCCCAUCGAAGAUGAUCUCAUCCUGAAGGUUGGAGUCAAAGGUCGCAACAAAGGGGAAUUCACUAAUCCUCAGGGACUGUGUUGCACCAAUGGGAAGGUAGUUGUGGCUGAUAGUAACAACCAGGUGGUGCAAGUGUUUUCUAAUACAGGAGAAUGUCGUCUGAGAUUCGGUUCACCAGGACGUGUGGCAGGAAAAGUGCAAAGACCCACUGGCAUUGCAGUGACGAUGAAUGGCAACUAUCUUGUUGCUGAUUAUGAUAAUAAAUGGGUCAGCAUCUUUGCUCCUGAUGGCAAGUACUUAAACAAGAUCGGAACAGGGAAACUACUGGGACCAAAGGGCGUUGCCGUGGACAACAAUGGUCAUAUCAUUGUUGUUGACAACAAAGCUAGCUGCAUUUUGGUUUUCCAGUCCAAUGGGAAACUGCUGCACAAAUUUGGUUCCCGGGGAAAUGAAGAAUACCAAUUUGCAGGCCCCCACUAUGCUGCUAUUACCAAAAACAAUGACAUUGUGGUGUCAGAUUUUCAUAAUCACUGUGUGAAGGUAUUUGAUACUGAAGGAUCAUUUUUGUUCAGUUUUGGCUCGAAUGGGGAGGGCAAUGGACAAUUUAAUGCACCAACAGGAGUAGCAGUAGAUAAAAAUGGAAACAUACUUGUAGCUGACUGGGGGAACUCUCGCAUACAGGUUUUUGACAGUAAUGGAUCUUUCCUGUCAUAUGUCAACACAUCUGCAGAUCCACUGUAUGGACCACAGGGCCUCUCUGUCACAUCGGAGGGUCAUGUGGUGGUGGCAGACUCAGGAAACCACUGCAUUAAGUUCUAUAAAUAUCUGCAGUGAUAAUCAUCCGUGUGACCUUACACCCACCAGUCAUGAAACUAUUGCUGAUUUCAUCUGUAAAUAUUGAACAAGAAGUCCAUAUCUAAUGACUGAAUGACUGCUUGAAAGAAAAUGUAAGAUGUGGUGUGAUUCCAAUUGCCAUCUACUGACGUUGCUUGCUCACUUCAGCACUGAUACAAGAUAUCACAUCUGUAAGAGAGAUGACUUUUUUUUAAGCAACUAUAAACAUAAAAUGCCACUUUAUGUGGGCAGAUCUGUCUGUUCUGGACUCAAAAUACAUGUCUGUCUAGUCCUCUGUUAUGAUCUUUUGAUUCUUGAGCCUACUGAUGUGCUGCUUCUUGCAGUUGUCUCUUGUAUCCAGACUUGCCACUUGAUCACAGCAUGAUGCAGGGUGUUCUUUUAAUGUGCCUGUCUCUAUCUUUAUGGCCUUUUGCUACUGUUCUGACAUGUUCUAUCUUGAUUGUUCCUCUGGAAAUACCCAUUUGUGGGGAUGUAUACCAUCUCUGUAGAGCAGUCUACACCCCUGCUUCCUUUAAAGAUGGACAUAUGACAGUUUAGCUACUAAUACUGACAUAACUAGAGAAUCAGAUAUAACAAAGUAAUCACAAAAUGAACAAAAGACAUUUACACAAAAUACAAUUUUUUUCAAAUCAUCGACUCACUAAAAAUACAUACAAUAAUGAAAAGGAUAAAUAAAGCAUGUGACUUGAUCACAAAGUUGGUUGUGCUUCAUGUUUGCACUAAAGAAUAAAUGUUGUCUUGCUAAGCUAACAGAAGUCACUGGUAUAGAAUGAUUUUGUAUUUUUAGCAAGCUGGGUUUCAUGACAUCUGAGCUUUAUUAUUUUACGGAUUUGCAUUUUCAAAAUAUGGAUUGAAUUGUGGGUUUUUUUAUUAUUAAAUGAAAGACCCAAAAAUUGUUGUACCUCUGGGUACUUUGAUACUGAUAAAAUAUCAGAUUCUCUAGAUGGCAGGUUUUACCUAUGUCAUAUGCAUACUUUUAGUGAUAGCUGCAAGCUGAGCCCACUAUCUCCCAGUUAAACAGGAAAAACAAAAUUUUAAGCCACAAUUACAGUUAACACUGUACGUAUUUGUGGAAGCAUAUGAUGAUGAAUUUGUGACUUAGUACAUUUGUCUUUCCACCAGGCAAACCUUUUCAUUCUGAAGAAAUUCUGUUCAGUGCAGCUUGCUAAACAACUAAAUAUUAGGCAUAAAAAGCAACAUUUCUUUCAUGAUAUGAUAUUGUCAAAGAGACAGGAAGUUAAAUCUUGGGAUAACCAUUACAAUACACUCCUUCACUGAAGUUCAGCAAGCCUCAUAUUGUUGGUUGUCUCGAUCUGGCCUAAAUAUAGCAAAGAAAGCUGAAAAAUAUUUAUUUCAUUUGUCUUUUUGUCUUACAAGGAUAAUGCAAUCAGGAUUUAACUUGGAGAAUAUUCAACAGGAAACAUGUAAUUACUAUGCCCUGAGCUCUGUUUACCUUAAGCAUAUUAAACAUUUGUUGAUGCCAGAUAUUUCAUAAUCAGAAUCAAAAUAAUACAUCAUUCUUCUUUUUAAAAAGUUGCAAAAAAAAAAAAAUUAUUGAACGUUGCAUCUGUAUUUUGCAAAUGUUAUCGCCAGAUGUUGCUUCGUAAUGUUAAGAACAAUUUUCAGACUAAGUUUGACAGCUGGCUUAAAGGUGGUAACAAAGUUUGUGAUACACUGGUUAUUUUAUGAUUAUAUCCUCUGUUUUCGCAAAAUCCAGAAAUAUUUUAAAUGAGUCCAGAAUACUCUUUAAGAAAUGGUGUUACUGCAGUAUCUUUCUUAUUUGAUACUGCUUACUAAUGUGAGAAAAAUAUUUUUGAAUGAACAACACAAAUUACAAAAGGUCACAGAUUUUGAUGUUGCAUUAUUUCUUGGAGCUCUUUGUCUAUCUUCGUGUGAACUGCUAACAUUGUGAAAAACCAAAACUCAUUCAUCACUUGUAUCUUCAGAAGAGUAAUAGCAUUUAGAAAGCUGUUACAUUUAUGUUAUUGUACAGUUAAUCUACAGCUGAAAUCUACAGCUAAUCUACAGCUACAGCAUCAGGAUGAAAAGCAUUAUGGAUUCUCAUAGAUGUCAGGAACCAUGCCAUCUAUUAUGCUGCUUGCUUAAGAAAUGUAAAGUUGUGAAUGAUAGAGGAGGGGCACAUCCACUGAGAAUGCAGGCGAUCAACAGUUUUAAAAGUGCAACUGUUUAUUUCUAUGUGACAUAUGAAAAGUGCUGUUUAACUAGCCUCUGCAUGAUAUUAUGCUGUUGUAGAUUUGAACAACAAAAUCAGUCCAAGCAUAUAUGUAUGCAGUAUGCAUUACUUGUAAUUUAGGUAAAUUUUGCGAAAAAAAGUGCUUUGACAGCGAUAAUUGCAACCACAUCGUGGAUUGUCUCCAUUUGACAUCCUUAGCUGUUUAGGAAUUCUUGCACCAAAAAUUCAUUUAACACCGGCAGGGUCCAGUCCCAUUCCAGGAUUAUAAUUAACUGUCCCUUAUUAAAUUGCCUAAUACAGUAUAAUGGCUUUAUAACCUGUAACAGCUUUACCUGUACAACGUACUAACCUUAGAUCUCCAUGUUGAUGCUUUGCCAGCUUGUCAAACAUGUCAAUCCAAAAUAUAUUGGUCUUGAUCCCUCUUCUUUGGAAGAGAUAUUGCUAAUAGGGUUGGGGACUCGAAGGAUUAAGCUCCAGAUCUCUUAUAAACAACACAAAAUGAAUGACUUAAUAUGUAGUACAGUUGCCUCCCUCAUGGGUCCCCAGGAAAGACUGGCAUGGUUUGGCCAUUUUACGAGACAUUACCAAAGACAGUCCUUGAGGGACACGUGGAGAAGGGUACCAUAACUAAGAAGAGGAUAAAUUGGUUAGCAAAUUUGAAAGAAUGUAGACCUAAAUGGUGAGCCCUCACUGCUACCAUCAAGCUGUCUUAUUUGGUGUCCUGCUGCUGCCAGUUAAAUGAUGAUGGUUCUUGUACAUUUACCCAUGUUGACUAAUGCUUUAUAAGGUGCAGGCCAGUUCUGACUGUGCUGCUUGAAGUGAAAGUGUUCACAUAUCUGUAAGAUGUUUAUUUGUGCUGGUUGGCAUGACUGUAUAUGAACUACUUUACUGCAUAUUCAAGAAUCACAUUUUACAUUAAUAAGUACACAUGCUUCUCUAUCUCACAGUGAAAAGUAAGAAAGAAGUUUUGUGUGUAUGCGUAUGCUAUUAUAGAUCCUUAUAGUCUUUUCUAAUUAUCAUUAUUUGGCCAAUAUGUGUAAAAGAGCAAGACAUUCAUGCUAGUCAUUUUGCCCUGACAUUUUUAGAAAGUUAAACCAUUCCAAAGUUUGAAAAUCAAUAGCUAUAUCCACUCAGUUUGUGUGCAUACAGUGUGUGCAUUCCAUAAUUUUACCUUGAGCGAUCCGAGACAUUUUUACAAUUUCACAUGCCUUGGUAAUAUAAUUUUGAAAUAUGCCAUUUAGACAAAAAAGCAAAGCAAACAAGUACUUUUUCUUGUUUUUGCCCGAGAUGAUCACAUUUGACGUCUUAUGUGUAUUUUCUAGUUACAAAAAUGUUUGCUAUUAUGUAAGCAGUACAGUAUCCAUUUUAAAAGCAAAAUCCACUUUUAUCAUCAUUAAAUUUUUUAUUUAGUGUAUGCUUAUGCUUGGUGCCUACAUGAGCACAGUCUGAACUAAAUAUGUUAGGUGAAUUUCUAUUUUUAAAUAUUUAAUUUUAAAUGUACAUGAAUUUUGAGUGAUGACUUUUCAUUAUUUUUAUUACAAUGAAGCAUUCCAUACUAUGAAAUAUGUUAUUUAAUCAUGAGUAGUCCAGCAGUAUGUAUGAUGUGUUGUAAAAAAAUAGUGAAGCUGUUGUAAAUGGAACUGUGUAUGAGCUAUUUCAAGAAAUUCCCUUCAAAAUCUGUUGCUGACAGCUUUUUUGCAAUGACAUCGUAUUUAAUUUAUACACUGUAGGCAGUGUUUCUGUGUUUUCACCUGCCUUAUUGCUAUUGUUGCCAAUAAAAAUCUAAAAAUGUGA